Molecule: messenger RNA, 4596 nt
Organism: Sebastes umbrosus (honeycomb rockfish)
Lineage: Eukaryota; Metazoa; Chordata; Actinopteri; Perciformes; Sebastidae
Gene: zbtb7b
Product: zinc finger and BTB domain containing 7B
Exons: 4
Coding region: 415-2232 (605 amino acids)
Biological process (GO): positive regulation of gene expression; regulation of transcription by RNA polymerase II
Molecular function (GO): RNA polymerase II cis-regulatory region sequence-specific DNA binding; DNA-binding transcription factor activity, RNA polymerase II-specific; protein binding
Source: RefSeq, a predicted model, not a curated record
GGCGGUCUCUUCUCCAGCCCUGCCAGAGCCAAUCCGCUGACUGGGUGUAAGUAGGGCAAGCCGCUUCCUGGUUCUCAGAAAGAAGGAGCUGUGGGAGUCGGAGUGGGCCAGCCUGAGGAGGAGGCAGCAGCACACACAGGGGGGUCAGAGGAGAGACCGGAGAGCCGGAGGUCUGCAGACACACAACCAGAGGACCCGAGAGGAAAAGACGCACCAGAGAAAAAGACGCACGAGAAAGACGCACCAAUUUGGCGAUGAUAAAAACCUCCUGGGUGUCGAGCUGAGAGGAAGAAAAGACAACACUUUGGGAGGAUAAAAGAAGAAGAAGAAGUAGGGUGGGACGGAAUAAUAAUCCAGGAAGUGUGUCGGUCAGGUGGGAGGCGACGCGUCUGAACAGGUGACACACACAGGUGUAUGACCUCUGCUGACCUCCGAGCAAAGGACCAAAGAGGAGGGGGACAAGGGAUAGGCAGAAGACCGCAGGCCCCCAUCUUCUCCUGGGUUUAUGGACCGGAGGUGGCGAUGUCUCCAGGAGAGGACGGUCUGAUUGGGAUCCCCUUCCCGGAGCACAGCAACGAGCUCUUGUCCCACCUAAAUGACCAGAGGAGGACGGGUCUCCUGUGUGACCUCACUCUGACGUCCCGCGGUGCACGCUACCCAACUCACCGCUCCGUAAUGGCUGCCGUCAGCCUCUACUUCCGCGGGCUGUUCGGGGAGGGGGAGGGGGGCGGCGAGGGCAGAGGAGGAAGCUACAGCGUGUGCCAGCUGGACUGCGUGGCACCCGACGCCCUGGACGCCCUGCUGGAGUUCGCCUACACCGCCACCCUGACCAUCCCCAGCUCUGGGAUGAGAGACGUGCUCCGAGGGGCUCAGCUUCUGGGCAUCCAGUGCGUGGCGGACGCGUGCAGAGACAUCCUGGGGGAGAAAGUGGAGGGGGAGGCGGCGGAGGAGCAGAGAGCCCAGCACACAGCUGCUGAGAGGAUGACGGAGGGAGAGAGGGGGGUGGAGAGAAGCUCCCGAAGAAAAAUGGACAAAAAGAAGAUGAAAAAAAUUGGGUUGCAUCACAUCAACUCUUCUGUUUUGAAUCCGCCGCCUGCUUCUCCCGUCUCGCACCCUUCACCUGCGUCCGACAGCUUCCGCUCCCUGCCGUUAACCCAGCCUCCCAGCCCCGAACAGGAGGAGCCUCGCUUCAAAUCCAGGCAGAACGGAGAUCCCAGGGCGAUCAGAAAGCCGGGGAGAGAAGCCACACUAAACGGAGGGCCCCCUCACUGGCUGCAUGAGCGCCCCCAUAUAGCCCACGCACCUCCUGCCCCGCCCCUGAACGACAAGCUGUCGGAGGACGACGACAUGGAGGGUUUUGGCGACGAUGGUAUGCUGAUGGAAAGCCCCUCCAUACCUCCCUCUGUAGCUGAUCAAGGAGCAGCGGCGUCAGCGGUGGGAGGCGGGAGGAAGAGGAAGUCUCAGACGCCCCAGCAGUGCCCUGUUUGUCAGAAGAUCAUCCACGGAGCGGGAAAACUGCCCCGACACAUGAGGACACACACUGGAGAGAAGCCCUUCCAGUGCUCCGCCUGCGGAGUCCGUUUCACCCGGAAUGAUAAAUUGAAGAUCCACAUGAGGAAACACACGGGCGAGCGUCCGUACCCCUGCCCACACUGCACCGCCCGGUUUCUCCACUCAUAUGACCUCAAAAACCACCUGUCCCUCCACAGCGGGGCGAGGCCCUUCGAGUGCCCGCUCUGCCACAAGGCCUUUGCCCGAGAGGACCACCUCCAGCGUCACCGCAAGGGACACAGCUGCCUGGAGCUGCGCACACGCCGGCCCAGACGUGGGGCCGAGCUCGGGGAGGAUGGGACAGAGGAAGGAGGCGUUAGGGAGCAGUCCAACCCUCUGGAGGCGCUGUCUUCUUUACAGGCCCACUCCUCCCUCCCAUUCCUCCCUCGCACGUUGCUGGAUGGCGGGAGUGGAUCCGGCCUCGUCCCCCCGCUGAUGUUUCCAGGCGACGUCGAGAGGGAGAGGGAGCGGUCUCUCGCCUUUCAGGCUUUGGCUCAACUUGGGCCUCGCAGGCUGGCCAGCUACCCCGAGCUCUUCCUGCGAGGUCUGGAGCUGCGAGCGGGCAGAGAGGCGGAAGGAGAAGAUCCAGGAGGAACCCGCUCGCCGGUUGUGCAGCGUGACCGAUGGGCUGACGAAGUUGAAGAGGAAAUUGGAGAAGAGGAAGCGGAGGAAGAGGAAUAGUGAAAAGAGGGUGUGUGUGUGUGCGUGUCUGUGUGGUAAAGCAUCCACAGUAAAAAAAAAUCUCACUCAGGUGGCUGGACUAAUGACCUGCUGCUCCCAUAUAGAGAGCGCUUAAAAAAUUACAACAACUAAACGAUAUUAAAAGAAAAAAAAUGGAAAACGGGUUUUCUUAGAUGUUUUAAAUGUUUGUCUUCUGGCUCUUGGCAUUUUGAUUUCAAUUGUCUUUUAGAUUUUAUUUCUCGUUUGCUAUUUUAUUUUUAUGUAUUUCAGUUUCGAGCUGUUUCUAGCUGGACAUGCGUGUGUUGAGUGUGUGGUAACUGGGACGCUUUUCUCUAUGCAAACUAGAAUCCAGCGCUGCGACAUGAAGGGAUAUUUGAAGAUGUUUAUUUUAGUUACAACAUAAUUGUGUUGAUUCAGGUGCAAUUCAGAAGUCAUAUCACCUAGAUCACAAGAAUGAGUUUGUGUGUCCUCUGAUGGUCAUCAGUGGAAAUGCAGUUAAUCAAACUCGUUUUGUACAUUGUAAGCAAUAAUGUUCGUUGUGUCUUUUCUUGUUAACGGUAGAAUCUCUGCUUUGAUUUGGUGCUUAAACCAAAGAUGUUUAGUUGAACUGUUUUCUUAAAUCCUAAGUUAACAGGAGAGGAGAGAGGUGAAUUGUAGCCAAUGUUGGGUUCGAAGAGGAGACUCUUUUCCCAACUGUUUUGAUAGCCAUGAGAGAGAAUCUGCUUCCAUGUUUGAGUGUUUCAGAGCGGCAGAGCUCUGUGUUAAAUGCCUGACCAAAUGAGACAAAGUCUGGGUCAACGAGUUGAUUAUGUUGAAGACAAUUCCUCUUUUCCCAAAAGGCUGUGGAUUUCAGUCUUCCAAUGCACUCAUUUAGGUUUGAAAACAAAAAAAUAUAAAAAGGGGCUAAAAGCUGAGGGGAUGAAUGAGAUGGCGUUCCCCUUUAUUUUCCUGUACUUAUUUAUUUAUUGUUAUUUAUUAUGGUUCUUCUGCUGAAACUGUUUUGUGAGACCAAAUCCAGGGUUGGGACACACAUCACAAAGUCUUACUAGAAGCUGCAUUGCGCUAAAAGAUUUUGACUCAACUUCUUCGUGCAACUUAACGCCUUUUUUUAACGGGCUGCGUGUCUUCUUUUGGCGAUUCUUCCUCGAAUGCAUUCUUUGCACAUUUAACCCCGUCAGGUAUACUGCAAUAAUACAGGCACAUUCCAGCCUCCGGGGUUGAGAGAAGGGAACAGAGCAGAGAAGAAGUCAGGGGAGGUUAAAACCUUCGAUGCAACUGGAACACAAAAUGACAUUUUCAGCACGCUUUUUCUGAUGUUAAUUUAACAUGUAUAGUACUGUAUCACAUGUUAACAUUCUUCUAGAUCGGCCACCGCUGUGUCUAAAGGGGCCAUUAUCCUUUUGAGUUAAUCUAUCCUCGACCAAAAACCUUUUUUUAGUGUCAUCGUGCUUUCCCUGGACCAGUACAUAAAGGCCUUUUGCAGGGUGUAAUGCAAUCAUUAAUGGCUUUAAACAACGGCAAGUUGUCUUUUUUUAUUUCCAAUUCUCUUGAAACCCCCAUGGAGUCAGAUCCUGCUGUAGCAGUCUCGCUGGUCUGGCCUUGUGUGCACUAUCUGCUUUUUAUUUCCAGUUUAUUUGCACUAUGAGAUUUGAGAGCUUCAAGCCUUUUUGUCUGACCUUCGAUAUCUAGUCCAUUAACUCUCUCCAUACUAUGUAAGAUUGUGAUUGAAAUACUUCUUUAAAACCAUUGUUCCUCCUGCAUAAUAGUACAGAGCUAUAGUCAAUAUAAUAUAUAUUGGGAUGAAGUUGCCUUAGUUUUUUUUGUGCUGCAACUACUCUCAGGAAAUCUUGAGCAAUGCACUAAGUGAUUAUACAAAAUAUAAAAUGGGAAGAAGUUGUUUGGUGCUGUAGGGUGACACUCUUCAUGGAAGUGUAAGGCCAGUAGUUUCAAAAUAAGAGCUUUUGUAUCAUUUGAUGGUUGAAAACCAAAUUAAUUAAACUUAUUGUGGGAUAUAAAUAGGGAGGCAUGCCAGUAAACUACUGGCCUUACUGGAACCAGUCCUACUGGAAUGGCAGUAUGGCAGUUGGUCCUGUUCAUGAAGGGUGUUGGUGCUCCCGGUCGGAGCUUCGUGAAUGAAUGAGGGUUAACUGAUGCCAGCUGUGAAGUGUGUGUUUCUAUGUGAGCUGUUUGUUUUCUUGGCUUCGGUGAAGGGACAUGGGGUCCGGUCUGUGUCGAGACCCCGCUAUCAGGGAUACAUUUUUGUCUUUCAGUUUUUAGUGGAACCUUCUCAGAGAUAUGAAUUCAUUUUCCCAUCAUUUGUUUCAGAUAAUGUAAAGAAAAAUAAAUAAACAUAUCUAAGCUUGA